This is a messenger RNA of Arctia plantaginis, 4395 nucleotides long. The record is from the annotation of a GenBank genome assembly. NCBI's taxonomy places the organism in Eukaryota, Metazoa, Arthropoda, Insecta, Lepidoptera, Erebidae.
AUGGAGGAAAAGAAUAAAGUAUUUUAUUCGGCGAUCAUUAGAACUGGCCAACGUCAUAAAAACAAUUUAUAUGAUCUACUUAAGAUAAUUCCAGCGGCACCUUUGGAAUGCAAUAAUGUAAAAACAUAUACUUGCGAUUUUAAACCGAAAACAGAUAAGAUAUAUGUUCCUAAACGAAGACCGAAGGCGAAAGUAAAGACUGUUAGAGAUAUAAGAACAUCAUUUGAAAAUGAGACAUACACAUUUUUAACACGUGAUUUAGAAAUACAACAGAAUUAUUUACUUAAAAAAAUAAGGGUUGGAUCUUCUAAAAAUCAAAACACACAAAACAUUGCUAAAAAGAUAUUAAAGUCGGAUUCACCGAUAUCUAGAUCUACUUGGCAAAUGUUAGUGAAUCUAAAUCCCGAUCAGGAAAAACAUCCCCAGCAGUUUGUUCUAUGGAAUGGAAAUUUUUUGCAAGUGAAUGGGAGUAAAGGAGGAAACAAUAGGCUAAUAUGUAACUACGACUUAGCUAAUAUGAAAAUACCGCUACAAGUUAAAAAUAAAAUCAUUAAGAAUAAGAAGAAUACUAAUAAGUCGUCAGGACUUUUACGAAAUUCCUUAGCUAUUAAAUUUAAGCCUGGCCCCCUUGGAAGAAAAAAGUUUCUUGAUGAUUCACACCAAAAAUAUCAGGGUGAUGUUGAAUUGGUAGACCUUCCUAAAGUUGGACUUGUCGUAAAACCUACAUAUGGUACACCUUUAGAAGCAACGAUUUCGAAUUUUGUGAGUAUAGUAUGCAAAGAUGACGGUAUAAUUUCUGAAAAAUGGGCUGAGUUUGCAAUUUCCGUAUUAGGGAAAAUCGAGAAAUCUGACGCCAGGCUUGUUAAUGGAGAUUGUGUGACAUUUGAUUUAAAAUAUAAAUAUGAUCAACAUCGUAUACUCAUGAGGAAGGAUUUGGAUAAUAAAUAUUUUACGCCAAGUGUUACUGAGACAUCCACGGUUAAUGAAGGUAUCGGAAAAGCUCAGCCUUAUAUAUUGUCAGAGAUAGAAGAUAUGAUGGAUAAAAUAAUAAAUGCCGUAGAAAUUCAUAUUAAUCAGUACAGUAUGUUUUCUGAAGAUGAUGAUUCAAGACAAACUGUUUUAAAGGUAUCAGACCCGGUUGAAAUGGUAACAGUCUCAAAAGACAAAACAAAGAGAAAGUAUUCUGAACUCGAUAGGCUUGAUGUGACGGUUAUACGUAUCCCUGAAAACUUGGAAAAAGAUUCGACUCAAAGUUGCGGGAAUAUGCAUUGCACCUUAGGAUGUAUUUGUGAUUCCAUAAAAAAUACGUGCUAUAUCAAACAACACUGUGGGCGUGAAGAAUGCAUGUUUAAUUGUAAGUGUGAUUUUUCCAAGUACAGUAAUAUAAACUUAGACAUGAAUGGUUCUGAUUCGACAGAACUAAUACCUGGAAUAAAAAAUAUUGAGGAUAAAAUCAACACGAGAUUAGCUAAAGAAGAGCAAAAAUUUCAUCAAACUGUCAUAGUAUCCGGCGAGAACAAUAUUUUGCUUAAAUCUGAGAAAAGGAGUUGGAAGUCGUCAAAAAAAUAUGGUACCUUUUACAAACAUAUGUGCUUAAAAAAUGUUAACCCCGGAAAUAGAAUUUUAUCAAUAUCCGCGUUACGACUUAACUGUGAGAAUGUUGAGCCCUGGUGUAUGGUCCACAAUUUGUACAAAUGUUUUUGUAAAGGUAAAAUUACGACCAGUAAUACCUCAAGUAUUUUUCAAACAAUUACUCAGGAACCGAUAUAUAAAGAUUCCGAUGUUGAAUGUCCACCGAAAAUACAAACACCUUUGCCGAGAUCACGACGACAUAAUGCAGUUAAUUUGGAUGAUCCUGGAAAGGAUUUUGUAUCCGGAAAAACCUCAGAUGUUUCUAGUAUUAACUUGGAAAGAAAACAAAAAACACGAAAUAUCUCGGAUAUUUUAAGCAAUCAUCAAAGAUUAUCUUCAACUUCUGAAAUGUUUGAUAGCUUUAGCAAUGAAAACAAGCAAGACGUAUACAUAUCUGAUAGCAGUAAUCCAGACGAAAGUUGUUCACGAGUUAUUGGAUACGAAGGCAGAAAAUAUAGCAACGAACAUUAUCAGGAAAUUAAUAAUAAAAUUAAAAAUAUGGAAAAGAAUGAUAAAAUGCUUCAAAAAAAGAUAAUGAAAUUUCUUAACCCUGAAGUACUGAAAGUCCAUGCACUACUCGAAGAGAAACAACAAGAUCAAGAUACAGUAAAAGAAAAGACUUCUGUAAAGGAUUUGGAAACUGACUUAUACAAAGAUAAUACUCUCACAGAAGGUAUACAAAAAGAUAACAUUUCAAGUGAGGAAAUAUCAAAAGAUCAGAAUCAGAAUAAGUACCUUUUAGAUGUUAAUGGUGUUAUCGGCGGGGGCGAAGAUAAAACGAAAAAUAAACUUAGAUGCACUGAAAAGAAGUUGGUUGGAUGGCUUGAAACUAAUUACAAACUGUAUAAAAAACGUGUUGAUGAAGGUCUAAUUACAACUUCCCUUGAACCUCCACGAGUAGGAAAAAUAGCAUUACAUCCGUGGGAUUUCAUUUUAAGUAGAUACAGAGAGCGAAAAAAUUUAUUCUUGAUUUCAAAACAAAAACCUUACCGCAUCUUUAUGGGAGUACAUACAAGAAAUCCGUUUUUUGAGUCCUGUAUUAAUAUCAAUGAAAUACGUUUUGCGGAUUUACACAAGUACCCUCAAACAGUAAAAAACUUACUUACUAACGCAACACAUUUAAAGGAUCUAUUUUGUAUAUUACGUGGCUUAGCACAUUGCUGGGAACUAGCAGGUUCUGUUGCAAAAGUUAGCAAAAGUGAUGAUAAUACAGAUGAUAUCAAUGAUGUAAUUUCUGACACAAACUCAAACUCUCCAAGCCAUCUUGGCGAUAGUCCUAAUAAACAACAGCUGUCUAUAAGAGAAUACGAAGAUGAAACUGUUCCAAGUUCGAUUUUGAAAGAUGAUGAUGGUAGUAAUUCAGAUUGUCCAACUGAGGCUGAAUCUUCAAAAUGGUUUAUCAUGACUGUAGAAAAUGAUUUUAGUGAAAUUCGUUUUUAUAAAAAAGGAUUUUUCGUUAAAUAUGAAAGCAUUGUCAAGGCAAUAAAUGUAGCACGCUUGUCAAAAAAAACGGUUAUAGAAAAUCCUUUGUCAUUUAUGCCUUCAUCUGAUUUAAAUGAGAAUAAAGCAGUACCCAUAGAAAGUCACUAUUCGGACGAUAAAAAGUUAAAUGAGAAUGAACCACAGGAAAUACUACAUUUGAAGGAAUUCGAUGAAACACAACAAAAAACAUUAUUGAAGCUAGAUUCCAAGAAAAUAAUCAAACCAAUUAAGAUCUGUAAAACUAAUGGAUUUUACCAUUUAGCAACAGGAAAUUUAUUAAAGAAAGUGAAUCUGCAAAGUCCACGUAAGGUGAUAAUUAAACCCCCCUUAAAUAUUAGUACAGCCACAAUAACUAAUAAGAGUUUGUUAUUGGAUAAAAGUACAUUUAAUGUCGAAAAUAGUACGCUUCGAGUGUCUAAAGUUCUAGAUGUGGAGGAGAGCCCACAGAUAAAGAUAUCAGCCGUAUAUUCACAACGAGAUGCUGAAAAUGUAAAAAAUAAUAGAAAUGAAAAAGGCAUGUUUAUUCUAAAACCUGAGGAAAUUAAUAGACGAUUGUUUGAAAACCAAAUAAACACAGAAACCACUUUAUCUCAAGAAAUGGCUACUGAUACCAGCGGUGAGAUUUCGAGCCCUAAAAGUACUGAGUAUCAACUAUUUCAAGACCAAAAUUUCAAAAUUUCUGCGACACUUACUCCGUACACCAUAAACGAGGAUAUAUGUAUCAUUUCGGACGACGAAGAUGAUUCAAACAAUGAACAUGAAGGGAGCGAUCGAUGGAAGCAAAUUCGAAUUAUGUGUACAGAUGUACCUGAUAUUGGCUUUAUAUGGGGAAGACAAAAGUGUGAAUCGCAUUUGUUGAGUUUCCAAGUGCCCGGGGCUGAAUAUUCAGAAUUUUACGCUGAAGAUUGUGCAUUCAAGAACCUUAAUAGUGAACUUUAUAAAAUAAUCGGCCUAUCGAAAUCAUUUGACUUUCAUUGGCAAGUCAUCGAUUCAUCGGAUGACAUCGAUACGAAAGUAACCCAAGUGAAUUUUAAACGUUUGAAGGAAAUACUUACGAAUCAGUGUUCAGAAACCCAGUCGUUUACACUAACAAGCAACAAUUUAAGGACUUAUUCGAAGAACACUGGCUCUAGAUCGUGUGCUUCACUCGUUGUGGGAUCCGAAUUGAUGACUAAAUCAUCAGAGACAGGUGUUGAGCAAAGCAAAGAAAAGGUUGUUUUAGCGGAAGAAGACGGUUUGUUACCAGAUACGGAUCAUUUAAUAUUAAAAAAUUCAAAUUAA